UUGUAAAUUCAAGUAGUGAGUUCAGAUAGUUCAUAAAAUCAAGAUAAAAUGAGCUUUUCUCCAUUUGACCGUGAAGUUCAUAUAUAAAAGGAAGUUGCUUGACAUUUAAACACACUAGUUUUGUUCAUUCAAAGGCUGGAAAUACUAAUGAUAUUCACAGACACAGACACAUAUAUGUAUUCCUCAUGAUGAUGCAUCAGUUGUUAUUUGUUUGAAAGAUCAGGCCUUUCCAAAUUAUUUAUAUGUUUAGCAUCCACAUAUCAGUAGAAAACUUAUUUAUAAAAACAGCCAAAAAAGUAUAGGAAACAAGAUGUGUUUGUGAAACACUGAUGUCCCCAUAGCAACAAAGUAAUUCUGACCAACGAAAGGUUCUGUCAAGGAGUACACAUGUGAAACACUGAUGUCCCCAUAGCAACAACUAACUUUAAAUUAUGGCUAAUAUUAAAGGUUUUCAAUAGUAAGGUCAAACCCCAUGCCAAUCUCAUUAAGUAAAAUAUUUGCUGCCUAUAUAAAGAAUGGUCUUUUUUAAAAACAAUACAUAUGUGAAAUAUAAAGCCCAGUAUUACUAACUAUUCAAUAUUAAUUUACGGCUAAGGUUAAAGUUUUUUUUAUAAGUAAAGGUAAAAUGCCAAGGUCAAGGUCACAAGGUAAAAAAUGUUGGUACCAAAAUAAAAGUCUUAUCACAAGGAAUACACAAUCAUGUGAAAUACAACAGCACUAUCACCAUCCAUUCAAACGUUAGCAGACCAUGCAGUUAAAUAACCAUCACAAAAUGUUACAGAUGAAUGGGGUCCAAACUUUAAACAACCAUGCUGAGAAUUCGGUGGACAGCACAGAAUCACGGGUUUGUAGCGGAAUGAAGAAGUGGCUGAACAGUGAGGCUGAGGGCUGCCACCCCAGGGACUGUUUAGAAGAGAUUGCCCGGGAGCAGGAAGUGGAUCUAACAGACAGGAGGUUUGCAGAGUAUAUGGACAGUAUUGACCCCCUCAGGAACUUCAGGGGGGAGUUUUGUUACCCCAAGAUGAAGGAACUAAACAAAACGGAUUUAAGCCUUGUGGAUCCGGAAGAGGACUGUGUAUAUUUCUGUGGAAAUUCACUAGGACUCUGUCCAAAAAAAGUCAAGGAAUAUACGCUCAUAGAGGUCGACAAAUGGGAAAAAACAGGGGUGGAAGGUCAUCGACAUGGAGAUUUACCCUGGGCAUUGUUUGAUGAGGAUUUCUGUGAAGACAUGGGCAAAAUUGUUGGGGCAAAGAAAGAAGAAAUUGCAGUUAUGAAUGGGCUGACUGUUAAUCUUCAUUUGUUGUUGAUCUCGUUUUACCGACCAACCCCCACUAGAUACAAAAUCUUAAUGGAGAGCAAGGCCUUUCCUUCUGACCACUACGCUGUGGAGAGUCAGGUAGAACUCCAUGGAUACGAUCCUAAAACAGCAAUGUUACUCAUCGAACCACGGCAGGGAGAAUCAAUUAUUCGGACGGAGGAUAUAUUGGCGAAAAUCGAGGAAGAGGGUGAGGAGAUUGCAGUCGUUUGUUUCAGUGGCGUUCAGUACUACACAGGGCAGGUGUUCGAUAUCCCCACAAUAACAAAGGCAGGCCAACGCAAGGGCUGUUACGUCGGAUGGGAUCUCGCCCAUGCUGCCGGAAAUGUGGAACUGAGUCUUCAUGAAUGGGGGGUGGAUUUUGGCUGCUGGUGCACCUACAAAUACUUAAACAGUGGGGCUGGUUGUUUGGGUGGUUUCUUCCUUCAUGAAAAGUACAAGGACAACAAUUUUCCCAAACUGAAAGGAUGGUGGGGUCAUAGAAUUGAAUCCCGGUUUGAGAUGGACAACAAUUGGGUUCCAUAUGUUGGUGCAUUGCAAUACAGAAUCUCCAAUACUCCUGGUUUUUUGGGUCCGUCAAUAAAGGCCAGUCUAGAGAUAUUCAACAAAACCAGCAUGCGAGAACUUCGAGCAAAAUCCCUUCUUCUGACUGGCUAUUUGGAGGUCCUCAUUCUCAAGAAGUACGGACAGCAGAACAAGUCACCACAGCAGAAUGGUCAGAAUGGCGAGGACUGGCAACAUGUCAGCGUGGAAAUUGUAACCCCCUCAGACCCCACACAGAGAGGGGCACAGCUCUCCUUGUCCUUCUCUGUUCCCAUAAUCCAUGUGUUUGAAGAACUCUGUAAAAGAGGGGUGGUGUGUGACGAGAGGAAGCCCAACGUGAUCCGUAUUGCCCCUGCGCCUCUCUACUGCUCUUUUCUAGACAUAUACAGAGGCAUGAAGUAUCUCGACGAAUCCAUUGAAGCUGCUGCUAAAUAUAGCUGAUCAUGUGACUAACUGAUAACUAACAUGUGAUAGCCGAUACAAUAAAAAACAAUGACAGUUCAGUGGUGGAUUUAGAGGGGUGGUCACAAACUCCCUUUGACUGAAUAUUCUAUAAUUUUGUGCCAUUUUGGGAUAUGCAAUCCCAGUUUUUGGUCACAAAAGCCCCCCCCCCCCUCCCCCUUUUUGAAAAUUUUCUGAAUCUGCCCCUGUAGUUCAUCUGUCCUUAGAAGAUUCUGAUUUUAAAUACAGAUUUGUUUCUCUGCUCAACAUUCCUGUUAUCAAUAUUUACAUGUAUGUUUCCCAUUCAUGGAAGGAAGACGUUGUUUUAGUCAGGUUUCUUCUGUGUCUAUUGUACGGUCUCUUCUCAUUUUAAGACAGGCUAGUAUUUAGUAAUCAUCAAAAGACCAUGUGUAACAUUCAGUCAUGACUGUUUACGACCUUUACCUUUUAUCAAAGGUCAAAUUAUUGAUUUUAUUGGUAUAUAGUUUACUUUCACUUGUAAAACAUAACUUGAUCAAUCCAUUUUACUAAUAUCAAUUAUCUUUAUAUGGUAUAAACUGAGUUGAUGUUAAAUUGUGCCAUACGAUGUCCUAGACAUGAUGUCACAAUACGUUUGGCUCCUCACUUUCCAUUUUGUUGUCAUGGCAAUAUUGCUCUUCAUCAUAUGAAAUUAACAUUUAUUAAAUUACAUAAUUACUUGAAAUCAGUUUUUUAAAUUAUAAGGAAAAUGAGAGUAAUUAUACCCCCCGCAACAAGUUGUGGGGGGGUGUACUGGAAUCGGGUUGUCCGUCCGUCCGUCUGUAGACGCAAUGGUUUCCGGGCUCUAAAGCAUUAUCCUUUCCACCUACCGUCACCAUAUCAUAUAUAUGGACUACCCAUGGGAUGAAGAUGUUCCCUAUCGAUUUUGGGGUCAAAAGGUCAAAGGUCACGUGCACUGGACAUCGAAGUAGCAAUAUGGUUUCCGGGCUCUAAAGCAUUAUCCUUUCCACCUACAGUCACCAUAUCAUACAUAUGGACUACCCAUGGGAUGAAGAUGUUCCCUAUCGAUUUUGGGGUCAAAAGGUCAAAGGUCAUGCGCACUGGACAUCAAAGUAGCAAUAUGGAUUCCAUUUACAUUCUUUAACGGCUUUUUUCAUCGCAUGGAGAUGCUGUGUUCCUAGAUACCUUUUGGAUCAUAAUACUGAAGUUUUACCUAUUACCAACACCCUUUGGGAGAUUGGGGUAAGCGGGGGGGGGUAUUCUUAGUGAGCAUUGCUCACAGUACCUCUUGUUUUUACUGAUUUUAUACGAUAUAAAGUAAGUAGGGACAUGGUUGAUAUAAGCAACUUUAUUACAUCAUUGAAAUGCUCUUGGAUUAAAAGGCUUAAUUACUAGGUCCAACUGUCAGAAACCAUGGAUGAAUAUUUUUUUGCCAUGUAUGGAAAUGAUAUUUUAAAGAAAUUAUAUGACUUUGGAGAUCGUUUUAUUGUGGAACAAUUAAGUGUUAAAAGCAAUGUUUUUUGGAAGGAUGUUUUUAAUGCUUGGUUUUUUUAUUUGAAGACUAGUCAAAAUCUUCCAAAUAUUAAAAAUAAUUUUCAUAAUAUUCCAGUGUGGUACAAUUCUAAUAUUAGAAUUGCGGGAAAACCUGUGUUUUAUGAGAAAUGGUAUGAAAAUGGGAUUAAAGCUGUUCAAGAUUUUUUUGAUACAGAUUGUAACUUCCAUACCAUAGAAAAAUUUCAGUGUUUAUACAAUCUUCAAGAAGUAUGUGUAAUGAAAUACAAUAGCAUUAUUACUGCAAUUUCAAACUAUUUAAAAUGUCUGUCAAUUGAUAGACACUCAACCAAACAAAAUGUUAAUCCAUGUAUGCCUAUAUUUUUUGAACCAGUUUUAUUACAUGAAAGAUGUUCUAAUAUUAUUUACAAUAUUUUAAUUGCAAAAGAAGAUAUCCCAACUUCUAUGGGCAAGUGGAAAACUGAACUAUCUUCAUAUGGAGUAGAUGAUAUUUCAGUGCAAGAAGUGUUUAAAAUUUGUUUCAAAACAUCUAGUGAUUCUUCUGUUCAGUGGCUACAGUUUAGAAUUUUACAUAGAAUUCUUCCUGUUGGUUAUUAUUUGUAAAACAUUAGUGUUAAAACAAAUGAUCUCUGUAGAUUUUGUACAAGUAAUAUUGAAACAAUAACACAUAUUUUUACUUCUUGUAAUAAGACCCAAACAUUGUGGAGUAAGUCUUCAUAUAUAUAGAAAAAUUUCAGAAAGAAUUGGUUUUAAUGUGUCAAAUAUAAUAUUUGGUGAAAUUCGACUGUCUUUAAAUAAUAAAGCUAUAAACUUUAUAAUUCUAUAUGCUAAACAAUACAUAUUUAUCUGUUUAAUGCAGAAUAAAGAACCAAAUCUUGUUGGAUUACUAUGUCAUUUAAAGUUUAAAUAUCAUGUAGAGAAAUAUGCUGCAAUUCAAACAUUUAAAAUACAUAACUUUGAUAACAUAUGGAUGAAGUGGGAAAAUAUUUUUGCAAUUGAUUACUUAUUACUACAUGUACUUGUCAUUAUUUUUAGUACAUGUAUUAUUGUUAUUAUUAUUACUUUCACUAUUGUACAGCAAGUAACCUAAACCACAGGGAGAUUGAAGCAUGUAUGCAUGUAUGAAAGGUAUGUUUGUGUAAGUGUCUGAUGUAUUGUAUGUGACCAAAAAAAUAAAUAAAUUAUUAAAAAAAAAAAAAAAAAAAAAGUAGGGACAGGUUAUGCUCUUUUAUGUAUUUACUUUGUAUCGUAUACAAUGAGUAGUAAUUACUUUCAUUCCUUAAACAUUUAUGUCCACUCCACAACUCUUUCAUAGGUUCACUCAGUAUUUGAUGCAUUUGACUGACUUUAACCAUAUUCGGAAACCCAUGGUUGAUUAUGCUUCGUUCCAUGAUGGAGAGAGGAACGAAGCGUAAUCGACCGUGGGUUUCCGAUGAUGGACAAUAACAUGAAAUAUUUUAAGCAUAUAUGUUUGCUUCAGAUUUGUUUUUGUAAAUUUAGACAUUUUGAUACAUUGAUCGACUUGUUUUAUUGGGUAAUGAAUGUAGCAAACAUUGCAGAAAAAAAUCAACCCUAUGAAACAACAAAGAAAAAACAUUUUAUUGUAAAUAUAUAUAUAAAAGACUAAAAUUGAUAAUUUUACUGAAAUUUCCAUACUUGAUGUAUAUUCUUUGCACAUCUAGAAUAAAUGAUUGUGUUGUGUU
Messenger RNA from Ostrea edulis (European flat oyster), 5493 nucleotides. Its product is annotated as kynureninase-like. The coding region runs from base 749 to 2299 and encodes 516 amino acids. The record is from RefSeq and is a predicted model, not a curated record. Gene Ontology annotation, cellular component: cytoplasm. NCBI's taxonomy places the organism in Eukaryota, Metazoa, Mollusca, Bivalvia, Ostreida, Ostreidae. The transcript is spliced from 13 exons. Gene Ontology annotation, biological process: NAD+ biosynthetic process. Gene Ontology annotation, molecular function: kynureninase activity; pyridoxal phosphate binding.